Acanthosepion pharaonis is the source of this 720-nucleotide messenger RNA. The record is from the annotation of a GenBank genome assembly. NCBI's taxonomy places the organism in Eukaryota, Metazoa, Mollusca, Cephalopoda, Sepiida, Sepiidae.
AUGAGGCAGACACUCCAUCUGUUUCUAUCUAUCUAUCUAUCUAUCUAUCUAUCUAUCUAUCUAUCUAUCUAUCUCAGUCUGUUUAUACAGGGAAUGACUGACUAUCUAUCUAUCUAUCUAUCUAUCUAUCUAUCUAUCUAUCUAUCUAUCUAUCUAUCUAUGUUUACAUCUAUUUAUCUCAGUCUAUUUCUAUCUAUCUAUCUAUCUAUCUAUCUAUCUCAGUCUAUUUUUAUCUAUCUAUCUAUCAAAUCUAUCUAUCUAUCUAUCAUACUCUUUUUACAGCUAACUCAAUCCUUGUUAUAUCUAUCAUACUCUGUUUACAUCUAUCUAUCUAUCUAUCUAUCUAUCUAUCUAUCUAUGUCCAUAUCUAUUUCGCUAGCUAGCUGUCUUAAUUUCGUUUAUCUCUCUAUAUCUAGCAAGCAUAAUAAUUACCUUCAUCACUCCUCCCUGACCAGUUGUGUUUGGUUCUUCCCUUUCUGUCAGUUGUCAACAUUUCCAUGCUGCCUGCUUUUUCCUACUCUGUCGAAAGGCAAUUGCCCGGUUCCGCCUAGUUCAUCUCUUUUUGACCGUAGUCAGCUGACCGGUCUUCCCCGGUUUCAUUCUCUAUGUCAGCAGCCGACUUCCCUGUUGUGCCAGGUUCAUCUCUUUGUCGACAGUAUACCGCCCGGUUCCUCCCAUCGGCAGUCAGCUUCCCGGUUCAGGCCUGGUUAUCUCCUCUGA